AUGCCCAGACCUAAAAAUCUCCUUCCAACAAAAAAGAAGUCGAAACAUAAGGCAAUAGUUCCAUCUACUAUCGAUGAAUAUCUAGCCGCUGGUGUUGAGUUUGAAGAAGCCGGUGAAAAAUGGCGUUGCGGUGAUGUUGAAAAAUCGAUAAGGUUUUUCAUGCGUGCGUUGAAUUGCUACAGUGAAGCUUUAACAAAAUUCCCGAGCGCCUUUGACCUGGCUUAUAAUAAGGCGCGGCUUCAGUAUGAGUUAACUCAACAUCCCAAAAUAAUCGAAAAAAUACCCGGUACUCUUAAUGAACUCCUAAAGACCUCACUAGAAUACAGCAGAUACGCACUAGCACUCAAGUCCGACUCUCCCGAUAUUUUAUUUAAUACCGCCCAAGUAUUAAACAGUAUUGUCGAAGAUCUAGACGGAAAUAAUGAAUCUUGCGAUACAGACCCAGUAAAACUUCUUGAGGAAGCUCUAGUCCUUUUUCAAAAAUGCCUCCACAUCCAAGAAAAUAUGAUUCAUGAACAAAAGAUAUAUGCUGCGGAAAUAGAGGGUUCAGAUAGUUCUAUGGAUAAAAAUAAUGAGGAAGGGGGCGUUUCCAUUGCUACAACUAUACCUACACCUACUUCAAAGGAUCUGGAUCAAUGUGGAGACCGCUGGGCUAGGGUUGUUGAACCAGUCACUCAAGACACUCUCCUAGAUACCGUAUUAGCCUCCAUCGAAACGCUUACGUCUCUUUCUCAGCUGAUAAACCCCCAAAAUUCAGAGGCACUCUUUAUUGUGCAGAAAUAUGCUUCUAGUAUCACUUCAAAAUUAGAAGAUUUUCUAACCAAUAAAGGCCGUAUUUCUGAAGCGUUGAUCACUCGGGCCAGUUUUCAAUGUGCCUUUGCUACCGCCCAGUUUCGCUGCUCUCAUAUAGACUUGUCUACCUUUUCCCGAGUCACCAGUAACGCAUAUUCAGAUAUUGAUUUAUCUGCAAGCCCACGAGGUCUAUGCGAAUGCGCAGAAUCAUUCAUUUCUUACAAUACUUCUUUGCGACAGAAGGCUAGUGAUCACAAUGAUGAAAUCCUUCAUAUGCGAUGGAAAGCUCUCACAUGGGCUUCAGAGCAUCUUACGGCUGCAAGUAAACUUUCUACCGCCGAAAAUAUCGAAAGAAUACAUCUCACGAGGGGGGAUGUCGAGCUUUUGCGCUAUCAGCUAGGUCAAGUCGAAGGAGGAAUCUCUAUAGCCAAAGCAAGCAGCACUGUUCUAUUGCGGAAUGCGGGUAAAUUUUAUCGUGGCUCCGCAUCAUUAGCAAGAAACAAAGGUAUGCAGAGGGUGGCUGCAGAGGCUGCACUAAAAGCAACCAUAGUUUUGGGACUUGUUGGAGAGCUAGGAGGGCUCGAGCAAGCGGAUAAUUUUGAUUCUCUUACUUUGACGAUGAUAGAGGAGGCAAUUGAGGAUGGAUUGGUAACUUCCACGCAACUUAUGCGACCAGGAGUAAAUAUCAUUAGCUAA
Messenger RNA from Blumeria graminis f. sp. triticale, 1488 nucleotides. The record is from the annotation of a GenBank genome assembly. Lineage: Eukaryota; Fungi; Ascomycota; Leotiomycetes; Helotiales; Erysiphaceae.